Messenger RNA from Onychomys torridus (southern grasshopper mouse), 4356 nucleotides. RefSeq names its product prokineticin receptor 2 (gene Prokr2). NCBI's taxonomy places the organism in Eukaryota, Metazoa, Chordata, Mammalia, Rodentia, Cricetidae. Bases 545 to 1699 code for a protein of 384 amino acids. The transcript has 3 exons. The record is from RefSeq and is a predicted model, not a curated record. Gene Ontology annotation, cellular component: membrane. Gene Ontology annotation, biological process: neuropeptide signaling pathway. Gene Ontology annotation, molecular function: neuropeptide Y receptor activity.
UGGGACCAACAGCUGCUUGCAGAGAACACUGCUCAGUCUCUGAGAUGCUGUAGAUGGCCGGCUGUGGGGGACCCACGGGGCUCAAGACCUUAGAAAGCCUGUUGAGGGACCGUCCGGUAGUCUGAGACCCCCUCUUAGCCGUACUGGGAGGCAGGCGGGGUCCCCGGGGCGGAGUCGGGAGCCCGGAGGGGCGGGCCACCAGGGCUGGGUCCCAGGCUGUGGGAUGAGCUGCAGGGCGAAGCUGCAACUCUGAAGAGACAGACGCGCAGAAGCGCACCGAGGAGAGCAGGACAGAGCGACACACCCCACCAAGCACGUGCACCUUGACCAGAGCUAGCCAGUGUCCCCAGAGCCUGAGCCGCGCCCACCUACUGCGCCACUGCAGGCCUGGGGGUGCGCCCCUGGAGGCACCGAGGCAGAUCCUGGAUGGUAUUAAUUCUUCCCAAGGAUUCCAGCAGGGAACUGCACUCACUGACCCCCGCUGGAGGUGCUGGACUCCACCUGGACACACCUCCCUGAUACCAUCCUUCCUGCAGGCAUCAAUAUGGCGGCCCAGAACAGAAACACCAGCUUUGCAUCUGACUUGAAUCCACCUCAAGACCAUGUUGCCUCGCUCCCCUUCAACUUCAGUUAUGGGGAUUACGACCUCCCCCUGGAUGAGGAUGAGGACCUGACCAAGACACAGACCUUCUUUGCUGCCAAGAUUGUCAUUGGUGUGGCGCUGGCGGGCAUCAUGCUAGUCUGUGGCAUUGGCAACUUUGUCUUUAUUGCUGCCCUCGCCCGCUACAAGAAGCUACGCAACCUUACCAACCUCCUCAUUGCUAACUUGGCCAUCUCCGACUUUCUGGUGGCAAUCGUCUGCUGCCCCUUUGAGAUGGACUAUUAUGUGGUACGUCAGCUUUCCUGGGAGCAUGGGCACGUGCUUUGUGCCUCCGUCAACUACCUUCGUACGGUCUCCCUUUAUGUCUCCACCAACGCUCUGCUGGCCAUCGCUAUUGACAGAUACCUCGCCAUUGUCCACCCCUUGAAACCACGGAUGAAUUAUCAGACCGCCUCCUUCCUGAUCGCUUUGGUCUGGAUGGUCUCCAUCCUCAUCGCCAUCCCAUCUGCCUACUUCACCACCGAAACCAUCCUCGUUAUCGUCAAGAAUCAGGAAAAGAUCUUCUGUGGCCAGAUCUGGCCAGUGGACCAGCAGCUCUACUACAAAUCCUACUUCCUCUUCGUCUUCGGCCUCGAGUUUGUGGGCCCGGUUGUCACCAUGACCCUGUGCUAUGCCAGGAUCUCCCAGGAGCUCUGGUUCAAGGCCGUACCUGGCUUCCAGACGGAGCAGAUCCGCAAGCGGCUGCGCUGCCGCCGCAAGACAGUGCUGCUGCUCAUGGGCAUCCUCACGGCCUACGUGCUGUGCUGGGCGCCUUUCUAUGGCUUUAGCAUCGUGCGAGACUUCUUCCCUAACGUGUUUGUGAAGGAGAAGCACUACCUCACCGCCUUCUAUGUUGUUGAGUGCAUCGCCAUGAGCAACAGCAUGAUCAACACCGUGUGUUUCGUGACGGUCAAGAACAACACCAUGAAGUACUUUAAGAAGAUGCUGCGGCUGCACUGGCGGCCUUCUCGCUACGGCAGCAAGUCCAGUGCUGAUCUGGACCUCAAAACCAGUGGGGUGCCUGCCACAGAGGAGGUGGAUUGUAUCAGGCUGAAGUAGCCUGCUAGUGAUGCCCAAGGGAACACAAAUUCGAUACUCUGUGUAUCACACGCCAUCAACCACUCACAAGCUACAUGGGAAAAGACAGCUGUAGUCAUGCUCUCCUGCCCAAAUGUAUGUGGAUGCUUCUAUGUCCUAAAAUAACAGCACAAUUGCUAUCAGCGUAACACCUUAAGAGGCUAGACACAAAUGGCAGCAAGUGACGUGACUGAAUGCCUUCUGUCUGCAAACCACACCAAGAGAGUCCUCACCAGCAAGAGGCCCACAUCAACUAUACCCCCACCCCUAACCUUGGACAUACCAAUUCCUUGAAUGCUUAUAAAUAAGAUUCUUUUCUUCACAGUUUACACACUUUCAGGUACUCAGUUAUAACUGCAGAAAAUAAACUAAGACAGGAACUACAUUUGCUGAUUACCUGCUAUGUGCAGAAAGUUAUCCCCCUCCAAAAAUCUGGUAGAAUCUAUUUGGCAUUAUCAAGCUCUGUGUAUCUACUUAUCUAUCUAUCUAUCUAUCUAUCUAUCUAUCUAUCUAUCCAUCCAUCUAGGUCACUAGAAAGAGGUCAUAAAUGAUUAGCCAGAGUCAUGCUCCAUAUUCUCCCAUUCUGUAUCUCAUCUGCACAGAACUGCCGAAAGGCAAUAGAAUAAAGCACUUAGAUACAGCAGAAAUGUAAGGAUGACUCCAUCAGUGUCUAGAGUCCACGGUCUCAUAGGAAGAGAGAGUUCAUACAGCAUAUUUACCUUCCCCACCCAGCUCCAGCUAUCUCCUUGGUAUUCUGUACUUACCUACAAUGGUGUUAUUUCAAAAAGGGAAAAUGUCUUUCCCACUGAUGUGUCAAAUCUCAUCAGCCUGUAGGGUGAAGAUGGGAAAUCCCAAGGCAAGAAAUGCAUCCAGUUCCUGAUACUUCAAUGCCAAGUGUUUCAAGGCUCUGAGGUCCUGAGGGAAGAGGACACAGAAAGAGGCAGGGGUUGCCAGCAGCAAUGAAGAUAAUCUGUGUCCAUUGGCUAUAAUUUGGACAAUUUUCUAGGAUGUGUUCUGUCUUAUAAAAGGAUCCCUGCUUGAGAUCCAAAGACCUGUGUGAAUGUCCUAACUCCAGGGCUCAUCUCUGUGUGUCUCCACUUUAAUGAAAUGGGAAUAAUGAAAACAGAUCAGUAGGAAAGCCCAUUGAAGUCAUGGUGUGUAUGGUUUUCAGCUCUACCCUUGUUAAGAAUGUGAUACUGGAGAGCUCAUUAGAGGGACUUUGGAAAUAGCAUCCACUAUGGUUUUUUUAAAUAGAGGAACAGCUCCACAUUUUCAUCCCUGUUCUUUGGACCGGAGACUACUGAACUCAUUUUAAAGUAGCGUAUCUAUAGUGGGGCAUAGAGGUCACCCUGUCCCAGGUUGCAAUCAAGAGGAUGCAGUCAAUACCCAAACUCUCAGCCUCCCUGUGGUCUUAGAAGCAUGAACAGUCUUCCCAGCACAGCAUUGGUGAACCCCAGGACUGAAUUCAUUCAUAUUAUUAUGUCAUCUACUGAACAGUAGGGUUGGUUAGGCUGACCUGCCUGCCUAGGUGUCUCCUUCCUCCUUCAUAGCCCCAUAUGCAUCCCUCCCUUAACUGCACACUCAGUUACCAAGAAGACCUUCCUCAACACAGGAGGACUGCUAUUCUGUCAAGGACAUAGUCAUGCCACACUUCCAUGAUAAACCCCCAAUCUCUCCAGUAGACCCUGUAUCCUUUGAGUGUGUCAACAGACUUCACCUCCUUCUUACAUUCAAACAUACUGUCCUCCUGUCAUUUAUAUUUACUUAAAAAAUACUUCUGUAAAUAUCAAUGUGCAUAUGUGAUAUUCCAGUGAAUAAAGUGUAUGUGGUUAUCAUAUGGGAUAGUUAAUAUACAGAAUUAUAAUCACAGUGUUCAAAGGGUUCCUUGUUAAUGUUUUAUGCUGUGUUUAUAUGUUUCAAUGUAAAUGAAAUAAUAGCUGUCUAAGCAACUCAAGCCUGAAAUGAAAGAGAAUUUCCAAAGGCCUUCUUUAGAACUUGGCCAUCUCAUACUAGCAACUGGCCUCACAUCUGUGUUCUCUCAGGAGUGUAUUCUUGAGUGUAAAUUAGCAGGGAACCAUACCCUACAUGCCCCCUUGUUUAUUAAUGAUUUUUAAAGUGCAGGUUUCUUUUGCACAGAGAAUAUUUAUGCCUCCAGUUAGAACUAAGGUACUAAGUUAAUUGCAUUUGUGUUCACUCUUCUCAACACUAACUAAAGGCAAACUUAAGAUACUUUUUAACAUGUUAAGGUAAGUACACACUUAUACCUACUAUUUCACAUUGAAAAGUUAAUCACAUUUAGUAAAGCAGAUCCAUUUUCUUGGCCACAAUAAGAGAAAAAAUGGUUAUACAAUGAAACUGUUACAGGUUUUUGUUAAGCAUCCAACAUUUAAAAUAAGUACUUCUAAAAUUGGAGAACUCAAAAAAUGCUUCAGGCCCUCAGGCAUGACAAACAGUUUCAGACUUCACAAGGAAGAAUGUGACAUGUGGGAGGUAAUUAGAAAUCUUGACACAAGUUCUGUUUCUGCUCGAAAUGGUGGCUCCAGAACAUAUCCUCUGCAUCCAGCCAUGUACUCCCUUGUCCUCAAGAACUAACACUCUCUCUCUCUCUCUCUCUCUCUCUCUCUCUCUCUCUCUCUCUC